Molecule: messenger RNA, 7748 nt
Organism: Siniperca chuatsi (mandarin fish)
Lineage: Eukaryota; Metazoa; Chordata; Actinopteri; Centrarchiformes; Sinipercidae
Product: ras-related protein Rab-40C
Exons: 6
Coding region: 1341-2180 (279 amino acids)
Biological process (GO): protein localization to plasma membrane; intracellular signal transduction
Cellular component (GO): plasma membrane; synaptic vesicle; endosome
Molecular function (GO): GTP binding; GTPase activity
Source: RefSeq, a predicted model, not a curated record
GCAGCGCACUGUAACGAGCAGCCGAUCUGUCAGCGGCAUAUUCAGUGUUGUCGUGCGGCACUGAGAAGCCGCAGCUGUAAUUAUGAUUAAACAUAAUGGAGAAAAAUGGAAAGAUCACGGACUGAGAUUACUGAGUACACCUGCAGAUAUUUGGACUGGACGUAAAAAUUCCCCAGCCGUUUGAUCCUACUGCUGAUAUCGGUAUUUUCUGGAUACAACGCAGCGAAGUUACAGGAAUCUUUGUCAUCCCGGACUAAAGAAAGACAAGGGGGCCUGAAAUUACACGGACGUCGGUGGAAGUUGAGCUACGGGCUGCGCUAGCUAAGUUAGCAUUUAGCUUGCUGUUAAAAUACCAACAGUUUUUUUUUAUCCAGUGGGAAGUAGGCUUAUAAAGGAUAAUGCAAGGUUAUAUGUGGCUGUGUGUAGCGUGGCAUAACGCAUAACUAGUGACAGUGUGUUUAAAUAACUAUCGCGUCUGAUGACUGCUUUGGUAACGUUCGCACCAGUGAUAAUAGCUAAGUUAGCUGGCUAGCUCUCUGGCAGGGCUAGCUUGUUGUUCCCCUUGCUAACAUAGCCAGCAAGCUUCUCUUAACUGUGAACAAAAAGACAGUUACACCCUCCAGCUUUGCAGUUUGUUUGCAUACUAGAAAAUAUAUCUCAGCCGAGAUAUUUGCUCAUAAAAUUUGCAAAGUGGUAAUAGCCACCUAGCUUAUUAUAAUUCACCAUUCCAGACAAAAAGCAUGUUUUUCUUCCCUACAUAGACUUUUGCCACCAAGUCUACAAGAGUCAUCCCGUCCAGAUACAGCUUUAGUUACCCUUUGAUCGUCUGUGCUCUUACUCUUUAAUAGAUGUUAAUCUGUCACUAAGAUAAGGGUCUAAAGAAGGAACUUUAGUCUCAGAUUUUGGUUAGAUCUAUUUAUAACCUGUCAGUCAUUAGUUUGAAAGACAGUACCAGUUGUUUACAUUAGGUGAAGUUUUUUCCCCCCACGGAGCACCACCUGUGACAUUAUUUUUUUUACUUUAGCAUAAGGGAUGUUUUGCCUUUCAGAACCACAUUUUUGCCACCCACCUUGCUUUUCAAGUAGGACAUUUCCGUGAGACUGUGUUCUGAAAAUUACCUUCUUGCACACAGUUUGGAAGACUGUUAAAGUUACCAGGCAAAACAAGGAGGUGGACCCCCAUUCAGCAAGUUCAUGGGAUAACAAACAUUGCCUUUGUUUUGGUCAAGUGAGUAGAAUAAUACACAAGGGGAUUUGUUGGUUGGUUACCCAUCCUUGUGUCUGCUGGGGAAGUUUACAGUCACACAUCUUCAGUCUCCGCUGCCCCAGAUGUGAGACACGAUGGGCAGCCAGGGCAGCCCAGUGAAAAGCUAUGACUACCUGCUCAAGUUCCUCUUGGUCGGAGACAGCGAUGUGGGCAAAGGGGAGAUCCUGGACAGCCUGCAGGAUGGAUCAGCCGAGUCCCCGUACGCUUACAGUAGUGGUAUUGACUAUAAAACCACCACCAUUCUUCUGGACGGGAGGAGAGUGAAGCUGGAGCUUUGGGACACCUCGGGACAGGGGAGGUUCUGCACCAUCUUUCGCUCAUAUUCCCGUGGGGCUCAGGGGAUCCUGCUGGUGUAUGACAUCACCAAUCGGUGGUCAUUUGAUGGAAUCGACAGGUGGAUCAGAGAGAUUGAUGAGCAUGCUCCAGGCGUGCCUCGAAUCCUCGUUGGUAACCGUCUGCAUCUGGCCUUCAAACGGCAAGUUCCCACUGAGCAGGCGAGGGCGUACGCAGAGAAGAACGGCAUGACCUUCUUCGAGGUGAGCCCUCUGUGCAACUUCAACGUCAUCGAAUCCUUCACAGAGCUGUCGCGCAUCGUCCUGAUGAGGCACGGCAUGGAGAAGUUCUGGAAGCCCAACAGAGUGUUCACUCUCCAGGACCUCUGCUGUAGAGCCAUCGUGUCGUGUACGCCGGUCCACCUCAUCGACAAGCUCCCGCUGCCCGUCGCCAUCAAGUCCCACCUCAAGUCCUUCUCCAUGGCCAACGGCAUGAACGCUGUCAUGAUGCACGGACGCUCUUACUCGCUGGCCAACCCGGCCGGCGGCUCCAAAGGCAACAGCUUGAAGCGCUCCAAGUCCAUCCGUCCACCGCAGAGCCCACCGCAGAACUGCACCCGCAACAACUGUAAAAUCUCCUAAUUAACGGCUUCCUCGGGGGGGUCCGUUGGAGACGAUGAAUGAUCGACAGCAUGGGAUCAGGAGACGGAUGUACAGGAUGUUGUUAGUUGGAGGAAAAGAGCACAUCCCUGAACCUGAAGAGCUUAAGAGCAUGAAUGAUGGAUAAAGGGAUGAGUGAGUGCUACUUCUCACCUUCAUGAGAUCAUGUUAAAGAAUAUGAGCUCGAAUGGUGCCUCAAGAUAUCGGAGGAGAACGACGACAAACAUUUUGGUCUCCACAGACCUGAUUCUCACUACUACCAACUGCUAAAAUGAGAGAAAUAGAUUCACUCCUGUCUGCUGGAGUGUAACUACAUGUACAGAAAUCCCUCACCAACUCAAGCAACCAUAUUUAGUUACUCUACAUGACGCACGCCGCUCAAUGUGUUUGUGCAUCACAGAAAUCACCUCAGCAUCACAUGUCUUUCUUUUUCUGUCUGGUUAUAAUUCCACCUUUUUCUGUCCACAUCUUGGUUUAUUUGCUAUUUUAAUGACCAAUAAGCUAAUGAUCAAGACACUAGUAACCAGUCAGUCCUUUACUGAUCAUUGUUUAUCCUCAGCUGGAUGUAACAGCUGUGUUUGAACACUCAUUGAAGUUCAAAUGUUUUAUUUGAUCCACAAGUAACACUUGCUGAAGGGAAAUCUUGGUGACAAGAUGAGUGAAGGCUCCCAUCCGGUGUUAUAGUUGGGGUGGAGGUCUUCAGGCAAACCUGACCCCCCCUAAAAUCCCGAAAGACGCAACCUGAACCAGAUCUCAGGUCUAGACUUGCUAGUGUGCCUUGAGUCAAAGUCAAUUCUAAGUUUUGCCAUAGAGGUUUCUUGGGUCAAUAUAAACCAAGUGUAAUCAUCAACAAACUGCAUUUUUAAUGAGCCAGUUCACCUGCAGCAAACUGGCUUAAAACAUGAAAACAACCAUGAAUAUGAAAUUGCACAGAUAUGUCAAAUUCCCCAGUAACCAGUUCACACAUUAAAAUUUUAGGUUUAUAAUAUAACUCUGUGGUUUAUGCUGCCACCUACUUCGACGAGGGAUCCAAUGAUGCUUGUUGCCAUGGAUACCAAGUAGCCUACAUAAGAUCUCGCCACCUUUUUGUGAAAUGCCUUUUUAACUUGAUGCGAAAUGAAGUCAUGUUUCAAGGUAAAACAAAAAGAAAACUGUGGCGUAGUGUGGAUCGGAUAAGGCUGGAGAUAUUCUAUAUUUUAUAUAUUGAUGUUUUCUGUUUGGCCCAAGAGCUUCUGGGAGUUGUAGUCUGGAUAUGAGAUGGAGAAAGAAAGCUUCACAUCUGCGUCACCCAGGGGUGCUGUCUGGAUCUACGUGGAGAUUAAUUUUACUGUCACUCCCUCCUCCUCCUCCAUCUCCUCCUCCUUUCUCUUUUCCCUCUCUGCCAAAUGUUUAGGGACUCCCACUCUUCGUGUUUCCAGAUUUCACGCCUCACCUGUCAUGUCACACCUGUUACAUGCAGCAGGAACAUGCACACACCACCACCAGUCCAGGCUAGUUUUAUAUAACGCAUACGCACAGUGCACUCAGCUCUUAUCUGCUCCCUCACAGUGAUACUCUACUCAAAUUCCAUGUUUUAAGUUUCCUGCUCUGUGCUUAGUAUGAUCCAAAUAAUCACUGAUUCACUAAAAUAUGUCUAAAUAUUACGUAAGUAUUAAGAGUAAAUACUUACAUAAUAUUAAGUAUUAAGUCGUAUCUUUUCCGACAGUACGAGUGUUUGGAACAUACUGAACUAGAGCUGAAACGGUAAGCCGAUUAAUCCGUCAGUCCACAGAGAAAUAAUCACCAAUAGUUUUGAUAAUCGAUUAAUCGUUUAAGCCAUUUUUUCAAGGCAAAAUGCUGAAUAUUUGCUGUUUCUAGCUUCUCAAUGUGAGAAUUUGCUGCUUUUCUCAGUUUUAUAUAAUUUUAAACUGAAUAUCUUUGGGUUUUAGACUGUUGGUUGGAAAAGACAAGGCGUCUUGGGCUCUGGGAAACUGUGAUGAACAUUUUUUCACUCUUUUCUGACAUUUAAUUGUCAAAAUAUUUAUUUAUAGAUCAUUUGAUAAUUAAACUAAUUAAUAAUGCAGCCCUAUACUGAAGAUACAGAUGUUGGAUUUUUCCAACAUGGGAACUGGUCUUUAUUGGACUCUGUUGUAUCACCAUGAGACAUGAAUCCUAGCAACCCAGCUGUUCAUGAAGAACAAAAGUACAAACCUUUUGAGCCUGCAGAGGAUGAGUGUUUGAUACUAAAACGAUUUUGGGUGGAAUAUCACUUUACCUAGCCUGUGCCAAAAUUUAAAACCAGUGACUAUAAUAAACACUGUUGCCACACCUGUUAGAUUACCCAAUUCCUGUUUUUCUGUAGUAUGUGGAGUCCGUACUGAACCCCCCUCCCACCCAUGGUAUGCACUAAUGUGUUUUCCAUACAUUCGUUUCAGUGUCAGACAUGGAGCGUGAGCUUGAACCUGGAGGGAAAGGGAGAACAAAUAUUUGAGGCUGUCAGAAGAGCGUAGCUCCUGGUGUUCGGGCCGUCCUCAGUUGAUGGCGAGAGCGACAGUGAAAGAUCUGAUGAGUGUAAACAGAAACCAGUCAGAGUAGCUGGACAGGAUCAGGUGAUACAAAGGCAGAAGUUGUCAGGUAAAGUGGAAUAUUUUAAGUGUUGAUAGUAAACAGUGACCCGUGUUUCUCUGAAUGUUACUCGCUCCUCGUUUCCCACAGUAUUAACUUAAAGGACCAAACUGGUGGUUGAUGUGGGUGAUCCAUGAUAGUGAACUUGUUAUUUAGAGCUGAAACUCUUUGUAAAAGAUCGACAGAACUAUUUUGAUUUUCAAUUAAUCGUUUAAGUAAUUCUUUCAAGCAAAAAUACUAGAAAUUUGCUGUUUCAGUUAUUAUAAAUUGUGAGGAUUUACAGUUUAUGAUAGUAAAUGACAAAAGAGAUAUAUCAGGCUUUGGAUACACGCAGUUGUGUGUUAGUUUUGGACUUUCCAUGGGAUCUGUUGACACACCACCAUUCGUCACCUCGAGAUAACAAUAUAAUGAAGUUGUGAACAUGAGAAAACGGUUAACAGGCUUUAUUAUAUUAGCAGCCACAUGUUUCCCCCUCAUGUUCUCACUCUCCGCUGCAUUCAUGUCCAGUGGGAAAGACAGAUACAGGUGGACGAGUUGUAAAUAUUGUUCAAAAACAAGGAAACAUCUGCUGUUUUGCUGUUUAAAAAAAAAACAUUAGCUCCAGUUUGUCAGUCGCUUGGUUCGUCUGUGAAAAGAUGAUCACACUGAACCGAGUUCGAACACGCGAACUCUUCCGAGUCGCUGCUUUUUAAACACCAAACCAUUCUGACUGGAUCUCCCACAGGAAUGAAUGCAGCAUGUCUUCUUCUCUCGCACUCUGAUCUGCACCACCGCCUCCGCAUGCUGUCCCAUGAUUCAUAGCUGCUGAAUAAUAGAUGCUCUUUUCAUAGAUCUCUGGAGGGCUUCAUCAGUACGCCCCGGCUCUGUCUCUACCUCGCUGCUCUUUCAUCCUCCACUCCUCCACAGGGAGCUCAGUGUGGUUUAUUUCUUCGUCUUCACCAGUAGUCCUCCUCGGCUUCUGCCUUUUAUUCUGCUUUGUCCUGUUUCCUUUCUCUAUAAUAUAUAGAAUUAGCCUACCUGCUUGUUUUUAACACCACAUUUUCUCCUCAGGUGUUUAGUGGGGUUGCCCUCCUAAUCCUGAUCCAGUCCGUUCAGCUCAGUGUUAAUUCCCUGUUUUAUCUCAGGGAGUUGUCUUUGCCUCCAGACUCACGCGGUGAAGCCUUCCACUGAUCCAGAGUCAGAUUAAUGCAGUGUAGCCAACACCAAUCCUUUAACUUGCUUUAGCCCAUUUACUACACAUGAUUUAUACUUUACAUCAGCGGUUCUCUGCCUGUUUGUUUGGCUUGCGGCCCUUUGACACAGAGUCGAGUCUUCUUGUGACUCACUUGUCGCACAUGUUCAGAGUUCAGUCAAAGUUUAGCUUCUCGGGUUGUUUUAUUUGAAUACUUUUUAGGGGCCUUGAGAGAUUAAAUUUAGUAAUUUACUACGAAAAGACACAAUUAGAAAAGAGUUUUAAAGAAUUAUGUUUUUUAAGUUGUUAUUCAUCUCACGACCCUUCAGAUUAAUCCUGCAACCCUCAGAUUGGGAAUGAGAUUUUUUAUUCAGAUUUUCAUUUUGAGGAUGGGGAUGUGAGUUGGUCCACCACUUUGGUCCUGAUUGAAAUAUCUCAACAACUAUUGGAUGGAUUGCUAUUGAAUUUUGUAGAGACAUUCAUGUUCCCCUCAGGAUAAACAGUAAUAACGUUGGUGAUCCUCUGGCUUUUCAUGUAGCGCCAUCAUCAGGUCAACAUUUUUAUUUUUCAAUACUCGCAACAACAUUCCCAUUAGCCUCAACUGUACUUUGUGUUUAGUGCUAAUUAGCAAAUGUUAGCAUGCUAACAUGCCAAACUAAUAUGGUGAACAUGGUAAACCAGCUAAACAUCAGCAUGCAUUAUCAUUGUGAGCAUGUUAGCAUGUUGACAUUAGCAUUUAGCUCAACGCACCGCUGUGCCUAAGUACAUCCUUAAAGAGCAGCUAGCAUGGCUAUAGACUCUUAGAGUUGUUGAUACAUACUGUAGUUAAAUAAAUAGAAACCAGCAGCUGCGAGAAGGCUCAGAAGAACACAGAGAUUAAUGUGAUUCGUAGUAAAAGGGUUCAAAUCUGUCUCUCACCGGGUUUGGUCGUUUAAAAUAAACUGGCACCUGUCUGACCAGAAGACCAUCUUAUUCAUGGCUGCGGUCUCCAUGUGUCCCGAGUUUAAAAAGAUAGAUACAGCUGACACACAUCGGACAGCUUGUAUUUUGUGUUAGCGUUAGUUUCCUCAUCAUCCACGUUUUAAGUAAAAAGGAGCAAGUCUGUAAAAUGAGCCGAAAAGGAAUUUGACUCGAGCUUGUUGCCAAGAUUUUUAGAAGAGGUUUCCCUCUCUGUGAUGAACAGGAAAAGGCUCUUAUUGCUGUUGCUGCUGCUGCUGACUCGCAGAGCAUAAUAACCCUCACCGGGUGUAAUGAUAUUGUUUUUGUGUUAUAUUGUACAUCCAUCCUCUUUGUGUUACGUGAUAACAACCGUUUUCCUCCAUGUUUUGGUUCUACCUGUCCCUUUGUUUUUGUAUGGACUUCCUUAGUGUUUGUUGACCCUUUGCAAAAUUGUGUUUCUCCUGAACGGAGUUUCCAUCUUGGAUUUUCAUUUUUAAAAGAUGGAAAUGUUUGUAGAGGAUGGUGGGAGAUUCAGGGAUGCCCUCUGAUAUUGCCUGUUGGUGGAAGUGUUUGUAUAAAGGAGCUGACUGUUGUGAUAAUGAUGACAACUUAGACACAAAAAGAAAGAAAAACACCUGUAAAACACUAUUCUGGUUUUUGGCAAAAGCUGCUGAGUAAUCUGAAGCGAGUGUGUGAGUGUGAGUGUGUGUGAGGAUGUUCUUCAAACACCAAGCUGAACAUUUUUCUUUUUUUUAAAUUAUUGAUUGUACAGUUUUAAGGCAAGGGUAUGAAGAGAAAGACUUUUUCACAAUAAAAUUAUUGAAUGUCGAAGUCAA